AUGAGCAGACUAUAUGUGAAACUACACGAUUGCGGGCAGUUGGUAGAGUGGAAGAAUUUGGUUUAUGGGAAUAACGCGAGACCGAGAGCCAAUUUCAUUUUGUGGCUUGCUUGCCAUGGAAGAUUAGCAACGAAAGACAAAUUGCUUAAGUACGGUAUGAUUGAUAAUAAUGAGUGUUGGUUCUAUGCGAAGGAAGAAACAUUAAACCAUUUAUUUUUUGAGUGUGAAAGUCUAAAGAACGUAUGGAAAGAGAUCCUAAGAUGGGCACAAAUAAACCAUACCCCUGGAAGUUGGCAUAGCAAGGUGAAAUGGCUUAUUCAACAAACUAAAGGUAAAGGAGUCCGAGCUGCAGUCAUAAAAAUGGAAAUAUCUGAGACCAUCUAUGAGAUUUGGAAGGCUAGAAAUAACAAAAAUUUUGGAGAGACGAAUGAGAUCACUACAAUAGGAAGAAAUGUAAUAGAUACUCUGGUGUAUAGAGGAUGGAAUACUAAGAAACUCAUAAAGUAUAUAGCUAUCUUAAUGAUAGAGGGGGGAUAG
Lathyrus sativus (Indian pea) is the source of this 537-nucleotide messenger RNA. Lineage: Eukaryota; Viridiplantae; Streptophyta; Magnoliopsida; Fabales; Fabaceae. The record is from the annotation of a GenBank genome assembly.